Messenger RNA from Meleagris gallopavo (turkey), 953 nucleotides. NCBI's taxonomy places the organism in Eukaryota, Metazoa, Chordata, Aves, Galliformes, Phasianidae. The record is from RefSeq and is a predicted model, not a curated record.
GGAGGAUUUUAAUGGAGAACUGAGGAAGUGCCUGCAGGUGGACUUGACCUCCAUACCUAUUCUGGCUCUCUUUGGGCUUUACAUAAACUUCUCGCCUGCUUUAUUUUGUAGCUUCUGCAGCCAGGAUGGCAGUCUGAAGGAAGACCUGGAGGCCAGUGAGGCAGCUGUCCUCUGUCAGCUCCCCAGGGCCAAGCCAGGCCAGCGGUGGGAUGUGGCCACGCUGCAGGCCUCGCUGAACAGCCACGCUGCCUUCCUGGAGGAGCACGAGCACCUGUGCACUGAGGAGCUGGCCACUGUGUUACACAGCAUGCUGGAUUCGGGCGAGGAGGCACCAGGAAGCCAGGCUCCACCGCUGCUGAGAGAGGUCCUUGCAGAAGAGUGUGGAGAUAGGUCAUCUGUUCAGAGUAAUGAAUCAUCUUACAGCUUGCCAUCGAUCCCAAAUGACGGCAGGGAAAUGGAGCAGGCAAAACAUGUUCCGUGGCUCGACAGCAUGGGAAAGCAAGAAGUCACAAGCUGGUGUGAAGAUGAGAGCCGGGAAGAGAGCGUGGUAGGAAAGAUUCCUAUUACAGCAGGUUGUGUCAUUGGAAAUAAUGGUUCUGAAGCAAAAGAAAGCCAAGAAAUGUGCUCCGAAAGGAGUUCAUCCAGUGAAAGAAGCGGUGACCUCUCAAGGCCUGAAUUCAGGAAGGGAGCGAUAACUGCUAUAAAAUCCAAAGCUUUCUGGGGCGAAUCUGACGAUAGCAGCUCUGAGGCUGUGGAUGUUUUGCGUCCACAAACUCACAGCCCAGAAACAGAUGACUUUGAUGACUUCUAUGAUUGAAGUUCCACCACUUGCUUUUGGGAAGCAAAUCAACAGCAUCGUCUUCCACAACUUGAAUGCUGCUGUCUCAGAAGUGCACCUCAGAGGUUGAUAUUUGCAUUUAAAUACAGAAUAAAGAUUGCUUGGUAUUCUACGU